ACAGAAAACUCUUCUUUUAAAAUCUCUCAAAUUGAAAUAUAUAUCACUAUAUGUCUCUCAUCCCAAGCUUGUUGGGCGGUCGAAGAAGUAACAUCUUCGAUCCUUUCUCGCUGGACUCAUGGGAUCCUUUUAUGAAUGUGUCUUCCACUGAUCGUGAAACCAGUGCCAUAGCUAACGCGCGUGUGGAUUGGAAGGAGACUCCAGAGGCUCACGUGUUCAGUGUUGAGCUUCCUGGGUUGAAGAAAGAAGAAGUGAAGGUUGAAGUUGAAGAUGACAGAGUGCUGCAAAUAAGUGGGGAGAGAAGCAGAGAACAUGAACACAAGGAUGAUAAGUGGCACCGCGUGGAGAGAAGCACAGGGAAAUUCAUGAGGAGGUUCAGGCUUCCUGAGAAAGCCAAGAUGGAUAAGAUCAAUGCUGCCAUGGAGAAUGGGUUGCUCACUGUCACUGUGCCUAAGGAGGAAGAGAAGAAGCCAGAGGUCAAGUCUAUUCAAAUCUCUGGUUAAUUGUGUGUUUGAUCAGUCGUUACAUUUGGGAAUUAAAUACCGUGUCCUCUCUGGGAAUGUUCAUCUUGUGUUGUGUUAUGUUAUGUUAUGUAAUGUGGUUAUGCAAGGUUUCAUAAACUAUAUACAGCCGUGUUUCUAAAGUUUUUCGUUAAGUAUAUCAAUAAACUGUUGUUUUUCUAUCUCAAUAUGAUUUUCCUACUGUUA
Messenger RNA from Gastrolobium bilobum, 707 nucleotides. RefSeq names its product 18.2 kDa class I heat shock protein-like. The record is from RefSeq and is a predicted model, not a curated record. Lineage: Eukaryota; Viridiplantae; Streptophyta; Magnoliopsida; Fabales; Fabaceae. Gene Ontology annotation, biological process: protein complex oligomerization; response to hydrogen peroxide; protein folding. Bases 51 to 503 code for a protein of 150 amino acids. The transcript has a single exon.